CACACGCUAAGGAGACUCACAGAGAUUAACACAUGGAGCCAGACAUCAACAUAUUUAAGUUAUGCAAAAUGGACGUUACUGUCAAGAGGACUGGUAAGAGCACUGGCUCCCUGUCAGGAAAGCUGCCUGGGAAGUUGAAUUAAAAUUCAGAGGUGGUGGGAACAGCCUGCCAUUAAGACCAGGGCACAGUGAAGAAAGCUGUACAAGUAUUGCAUUGGGUUUUCCUGGAUGCAACCUCUGACCCCCAACCUGUAUAUUCUUCGUUAAUCACCGCUUCUCUGGAGUGUGGCUCUGCCUACCACCUGACAUGGACAGAGACAACCAGACUAGAGUGGCAGGAUUCCUUCUCCUGGGACUCUCUGGGCAGUCAGGGCAGGAAGAGGUCCUCUUUGGGCUAUUCCUGUGGAUGUACCUGGUCACCGUCAUCGGGAACUCUCUCAUCGUCUUGGCCAUCAGCUGUGACAGUCAUCUCCAUACGCCCAUGUACUUCCUCUUGGCCAGCCUCUCCUGUGUCGACAUCUGCUUUUCCUCAGUCACCGUCCCAAAGAUGCUGCUGAAUCACACUCUGGGAAGCAAGUCUAUCUGCUAUGUGGAAUGUAUGACCCAGAUCUACUUCUUUAUCACUUUCAUCAACAUGGAUGGGUUCCUCCUGAGUGUGAUGGCCUAUGACCGGUACGUGGCCAUCUGCUGCCCCCUCCACUACACCGUGAUCAUGAAGCCCAAGCUCUGUAUCCUGCUGGUGGCUGCAUCCUGGGUCAUCACAAACCUGCAUGCUCUCCUGCACACUCUCCUCAUGGCCCAGCUCACGUUCUGCUCCAACAAUACUGUGCAUCACUUUUUCUGUGACCCUUAUGCAGUUCUAAAGCUGUCUUGUUCUGAUACCUUUAUCAACGAGUUGAUGGUGUCUGUUGCAGGUGGACUUAUGUCUCUUACACCAUUCACAUGUAUCACUGUUUCAUAUGCCUAUAUCUUCUCUGAUGUACUGAAGUUGCCAUCUACCCAUGGAAUAAGUAAAGCCCUGUCCACAUGCGGAUCCCACCUGACUGUGGUCUCCCUCUUCUAUGGGGCCAUCUUGGGGGUCUAUAUGCGCCCUUCAUCCUCCUACUCAGUACAAGACACGGUGGCCACUGUCAUCUUCACAGUGGUGACUUCCUUGGCAAAUCCCUUCAUCUACAGCCUGCGAAAUCGUGACAUGAAGGCAGCCUUAAGGAAACUAAUUAUGAGGAGACUAAUCUUGUCAAGACCCUAGAAUUAGAAAAUUUUAGAGCUGAAACAGCUGUUGGAAAUCAUGCAUUUCUUCAUUUUUCAAGAGACUCUCAGGCCCAGAUAGGCGCAAAAUUCACCCAUGACUAUUUCUCUAAUUAGUUCUAGAUCAUGAUCACAUUUUAAAAUGAAGCUGACAGGGGUUCAUAAGUUGUGAAAUCAUUCAUUUGUUGCCUAUAGGAAGGGCUAAUACUAUGACCGUCAUUAUACAGUAAAAACUAGACCGAGGCCCAGGUGAAUUAGAUGACUGAUCCAGGUGACACCUGGAUGCAUUUUUUAAGGAUGAGUCUAGCAAUGCUACAAGAUAUUGGCCACCUCAAUGGGACGGGAAUCGCAAAUGACCUUAGAAACAGGCUUUUUAGACUCUAUUGCUCUAUAUGAUCUCUCAUGUAAAAAGUGAAGAAGCCAUGUUUAGAUUGGUUUGGAUUUGAGAUUUCAGAAGCAGGAAAAGCAGAAAAUAGGCUACAUAUGCCAGCUGAGAGCUAUAUAUGCUAAUAGAAUUUUACCAAUCUCACCCCAAUUAUCCUACUGUGCAUAAUAAUAAAUUAAAUACAACUGACACUUAUCAAGUGAUUUCAAUAUGCUCAAGACUAUCUCUGUAUUAUUUUACUUAAUCUUCAUACAACCUUAUGAGGUGAUACUAUAAAUAUUCCCAUUUUACAGUGAGGAAAUGGAGUCACAGGGAAUACUCAUCCAAGCACACACAACUACUAACUAUUGGAGCCAGAAUAGUUGCAACCAUUUCCUCUUCAGGUACUUGGUGAUUUUCUUCUUUUACUUUUUGGUUGUUAUUUUUAUUAUUUUAAAACUCGUAUACAGUAAAAUUGACCUUUUUUUAAACAUACAGUUCUAUGAGCUUUAAGACACCUUUAGAUUUGUAUAACCAUCACAACUACCAGGAUAAAUAACAGUUCUAUCUCCUGAAGUAGUUCAUCCAUGCAGUCCCUUUGUAGUCCAAGUCUCCCUCCACUCCUAACCCCUGAAAACCAGUAAUAUAUUCACUCUCUGUUUUGCUUUUUCCAGAAUGUUGUAUAGAUGGAAUCACAAUGUAUGUAACCUGU
This is a messenger RNA of Manis javanica (Malayan pangolin), 2324 nucleotides long. Its product is annotated as olfactory receptor 1f45-like. Gene Ontology annotation, molecular function: G protein-coupled receptor activity; olfactory receptor activity. Gene Ontology annotation, biological process: G protein-coupled receptor signaling pathway. Lineage: Eukaryota; Metazoa; Chordata; Mammalia; Pholidota; Manidae. The record is from RefSeq and is a predicted model, not a curated record. Gene Ontology annotation, cellular component: membrane.